CGCUGCUGUGUCAACACCCCGCGCACAUCCCUCCUCAGCUGACGCCGUCUGCCUGCCUGCCGAGAAAUCAGACUCAUGCUAUGAGAGAAUGAUGAAUGCGGUCUGGGCAGGUGCUUGUGUAAUGGAGUUGAGGUGAGAAUGGCACUUUCUCAAUCAAAAGCAACCAAAAUGGGAAAGUCAAGAUUAUUCCGCAUUUUCAUGAUUGUGGGUGCCGUCUUCAUGAUCCUUCUUAUAAUCAUAUACUGGGAUGAUGUGGGGGCCUCCAAUUUUUACCUGCACACUACCAUCUCCGGGCCCCAUCCAUCGCGCCUCUCUCCACAGGGCCGUCGUGGGCCUGAAAAGAAAGUAGAGGAAGACAAGGAGAGCUCGUUCUUGACGGACAUAGAUGCGUUUGUUAACCAGUUUCUAGAAGGAACCGCAGACCCUACAGAACAGGUGCGAGGAGAACCCCCUCCUGGAGACCCUCACAAUCAGUCCUCUGAGAAAUCAGAUGAGAAAUUUGUCCCGAGACGAGAGUGGAAGAUCCAUCUGUCCCCCAUUGACCCUGAGAAAAAGCAAAGGCAGGAAAAUAGAAAGCAGCUGAUCCAAGAUGUGUGCGGCAACAAAAGUGUCUUUGACUUCCCCGGAAAGAACAGAACUUUUGACGACAUUCCCAAUAAAGAGUUGGAUCACCUCAUUGUGGACGACAGGCAUGGGAUUAUCUACUGUUACGUUCCCAAGGUGGCCUGCACAAACUGGAAGCGCAUUAUGAUCGUGCUGAGUGAGAGCCUGCUAGUGGAUGGUGUGCCCUACCAAGACCCUCUAGAUGUUCCUCAGGAACUCAUCCACAACAGUAGCCUGCACUUCACCUUCAACAAGUUUUGGAAGCGCUAUGGAAAGUUCUCACGGCAUCUCAUGAAAAUCAAGCUCAAGAAAUACACCAAGUUUUUGUUUGUUCGGGACCCUUUUGUACGACUGAUUUCUGCCUAUCGCAACAAAUUCGAACAAGAGAACGAAGACUUCUACAAGAGAUUUGCUCUUGUCAUGCUGAAAAAGUACAGCAAUUACACCGAUCCACCGGCAUCAGUGGUGGACGCCUUUGCCGCAGGAAUUCGACCGUCUUUCUCAAAUUUCGUUCAGUAUUUAUUGGAUCCUAGCACUGAAAAAGAGAUGCCUUUCAAUGAGCACUGGAGACAAAUGUACCGUUUGUGCCAUCCCUGCCAGAUAAAUUAUGAUUUCGUGGGGAAGCUGGAGACCUUGGAUGAGGACGCUGAGCACUUGUUGCGUAUUCUCCGCGUAGACAAUAUCGUCGAGUUCCCAGAAAGCCAUCGCAACCGAACGGUCAGCAGUUGGGAGCAGGACUGGUUCGCCAACAUACCUUUAGAAACCAGAAAAGAGCUAUACAGGCUCUAUGAAGCUGACUUUAAACUGUUUGGAUAUUCCAAACCAGAGAAGCUUUUACACGAGUAAUGCAUUGAUCAUCAACUUUAUCGGGGUGCUGAAAAGAUUCUCACAGCACAAUAAACAGGGGCAAUGGGAGUUCCCGCUGCCUGGUUCUUAAUGUUGCUCUUUCACAUGAUGCUGUUAAUGAAGACUCUUUCACAUGACUCCAGUCCGAGGGGUCAAUGUUAGAUUAGUUAGAUUGAUCCAGUAAGCUCCUCCAGAUAGAUUCUGUAAUUGCAGACAUUGCUUUCUCCAUUGUUUGCUAUUCCAAAGUGCAGUGCCCUCCUGUACGUGAUGUGGAAAAAGCUAUUAUAACCAUGAAUUUAGAAUAUGUUCAUAAAUGAUUCAUUCACUCCCUCAUAGUUAAAUCAUGGUCACAGUUUGCUCAUUUAAAUUUAGUUGACGCCAUUUUACCUUCAUAUGAUGUCUGUUUUAAUGUUCAAAUCAUAGACUCAUUUUAACAAAUGAACAAAGAACAAAAAAAAAACUCACAGGGAACCUCACUUUACACAAAGCUUGUUAAAGGCUGAUUUAGACUUUUGCGUCAAGCGCAUGCGUAUGGUCCGAUGCAGCCUUCGCAUAGCCCUUGCCAUGGCUGACGCCAAUGCUGGUGCGCACCUCUCAAAAAUUUAACUACACACCGCAACGAUGCAUAGCUCAAGCUCUUUGAUUGGUCGGCUUGUGUAAGUGUGACAAGUGUGGGCGGUGCUGAGAGCCGCGAGCCCAAAUGGAUCGAGUGUUUACUAAAUCUCGAGUCCUGUGAAGGAGCUCCAGAUGGAGACUUUUGUAUUUACCUUAUGAGUUGUUGCACUUAAAAUGAGCAAGUUUUAGCUACUUGUAUAUUUACUGUAGCAUUCAGGAAAAAACAAAACACCUGCGAAGAAACUCAACACAGAGCAACAUAAAAAUCUACUGCCAGCUAGCAUUUUGGAAGUGUUAUUGCAGAGCAACACAGACAGCGCGCAGAAGUAUAAAUGCACGGCAACGCGCAAGGCUAACGUGAUUCGAUUCUUAUUUAUAUGGAUUUGGUCCAAUAUCAAUAUUAUAAUAACUGGUUUUGAUAUUUAAUAUUUCAUUUUAAAUGUUCAUUCUUAAAUGUUAUUAACUACACGUAAUAAAACAGUUAAGACUUGUAAUCAGAUUACAAUUUCAAGGCAUUAAAAUUCACAACGCCUAAGAUCAAUAAAAGCUCUUGUACUUUUCAUGUUGAGUUUAGUUAAGUUAUCUAAUGUUGACUAUUGGAUAGUUAAUAGUAGUCCAAUAAAUACUCACAGAAUUUUCAAACAAUAUUUCCGCAUGAAUAGAUGUGAAACGUCAUAAAAUGUGAAAAUGUUUGAACUAUUCAGAGAACCAGUUAAUUUUUUAAGUGUUUGGUACAGCAAACUGUUAAUAUUGUCAUUUCUUAAAAAGCACUCUAAAAGCUUAAAUAAUAAUUCACAGUAUUUUGAAGUGCCCACAAUAUUAAUAUUGUGCAUAUUCAUUAUCACAGUAUAUUGAAUUAUUGAAUAUCAGCAUAUGUCAAUAUUACAGUUUAAGAAAUAAAACUGCUUUGUAAUUCAAAACCGUUUUAUAAAACAUUUGUUUAACCAUCUAAAACUAAACAUUACUAUUUAUUUUUUUUAAUAGAGCUAAGUGGCUAAAGUGGCUUUGCAGGGUCAUCGUGUUGUUGCAGAAUCUUGCACAGUAUCUACACAGGGCAAGAUCUUUGGAUGCGUCUACACUGGAUGUGACAAAGAGACCCAUUUGUCCUCCAUGUUUUGUUAAAUUAGUGAUGGAUUGAAAUCAAAGAAUCCAUAUAUUCACACAGCCCUGUGUAAAACGUGUGGUGCAACAAACUGGAACUGAUUGAGCCAAUCACAGUGCAGAUGGUAUACAAUUUUAUUUAAUUAAAACCAGGAAAAUGUGAGAAAAACGAGAGAACAAAUGAAAACAACGUGGCCAUAUUUAAAUAAAAACCUAAUUAGCAAAUGAGGAUUACAAUUUGAACCAAAAUGAGUAUAAUGUGGCCACAAUAUAACUAAAGCAAAGCAUUCAGUGAGUACAAUGUGGAAAUUAUUUAACUAAAAUGAUGAAACGACAGAUUUGACUGUGAGGAAGUGAAUGAGAACAAUUUUUUUCCCCCUCCACCACGUCAUGUCCAUACACAAGUAUUGAUGUUUUGCAAAUAUUUCAUUAUAUGUUUUUUCCAGUGCUUGCCUUUUAUUUUUGAAGGGCUUUUAAAAGCAGUGAAAUGGGUUUUGGAUGUUUUUUCUGGGUCCGCUGCCUUUGACAUCAAAGCUCAUGAUAGUCAGUAGUGAUGAGUUGGAGACCUUGUGAUGCAGUUAGCUAAUGAGCAUUGCUAUGAUCUUACAGCACAAGUAAUUGGCUCAAAACAUGCUCUAGAUGAAGAAUUCAGUGCAGUAGACAACUCUCGGCACAGUAAAAAGUAUGAAAAGCAUAGCUGAGUGUGUCAUUGGCUGCACUUUUGUUGCACUAUGUUCAGUGCAUCGAGUCCUGUGAAAGAGUCUUUUUGGUCUUUGUGGGCAUUCAAAGCGAUACAGUAGUGAAUAUACAUUCCUUGCACACAGGUUACAUUUGCUCGGUCCAUUUCCCCCAAGUGUGUUACUAUUAUUUCUACAGACCUCAAGGACAAUCUUGGAGAGAGAGAUUUCGAUGGUUAUCGACUCAAUGAAACCUGCACAAUUUACUUUUUAUUGAUAUUCUGAACAGUGUUCGAAAGAGACAAACUCGCCUCACCAGCAUACCUGUCAACCCUCCUGUUUUUCUCGGGAUUCUCCCGAAUUUUACAAUUCUAUCCCGCUAUCAUCCCGUAAAGGUAUUUUUCCAUAUUUCUUCUGUAUUUUUAAUCUUUCUAUAAAGGGUGGCAUUAAGUGGAUACUCUGGGUUUUGGGUAACAGACAUAUACACAUCAUCAUAAUAUUAAAACUAUCUAAACACAUGUCGAUCUUGGUGGGAUAUCUUUUAAACAAAUCGUGUCUUAAAUAAGCAUAAAAAGUUAGGAAAGCAGUCAAAUGCUUUCAUUUUAGACCUCUGUUAGUUAAUGUGAUCAAACAAAAAAAAUCUAAAUGAGAGAUUAAUUCCCUGCUCUUUAAACAGAAUUUAUUACAGACCAUUUCAACUGUUUAUUCACUAUGAAACCGCUCCAGAUAAACAGAUUUAGUAAUUUGGGGAGUUUCUUUUUUUUUUUUUGGGUGGGAUUAUCCCUUUUUUCACAUCCCAAUGUUGACAGGUAUGCUCACCAGUGUUAUUAUAUAUGGUUGUAGCUCAGUGUAUGUGAUAAUCCCAGCAAAACACCUUGGUCCUUCCAUUUUAAGUUGUUUUAGCUGAACAACCACCAAAUUAAAAAUAUGAGUUUUAAAAAAAAGUAUUGUACAUUUAGCAAGUGCACAUAUUAGAGUAUUUUAGAAUAUUUUUGUAACCUUUUACAAUUAAAUGUGAAAAGUGAAGGCACUUUUUUGUCCUUGGGAAAAAAAGCUAGAUAGCAUUUUAAAAUGCAAGCAAAAGUUUUACAUAUUUUUAUUACAAUCAUAAAGGGAUUUGCUGCUGCGCUCGCAGCGGUUUCUUUCUUUUUAAGGCAUUUGUGUCUUUUGUGACAGAGAAACCUCAGUUUUUAUGUUUCCCUUUUUUCCAUUCCUUCUGGAUUGUUGCAACCUUUUAAAGUAGUUCACGGUCUCUUUAUUGCACAAAAUUGGCAGUGUUCUGCAGUGAAGCAAGUAAUGGAGUAUCUGACAUCAAAAAGAUAUUUCUUUGUUACAGAGACUGAAGUAUUCCGAUUAUGGCCUGUUCUUGUGAAGGAAGUCUUGCCUUUCAUCAUUUUGAUCCGUUUCUUCUAUUAGUGUGUAGCAGGGACUCACGUCCUCUGAUCUGCAGCAUGCUAUAGAUGUUAGCAUGCAUGCCUUGCGGUCCUUUAUUAAAUAUGCAUCACUCACAAAAAUGCUGUAGCAAACUAAAGUCAUUGUUAUUGAUCUAUUAGGCUUUUUGCAUAUUGAUAGGAAUAUCAUUGCAGGCACAGGGUAUUUACAAUUCUUUCUUAGCAAGAGUUUUUUGGCGUGGUAGGCUUAGUUAAAUCACAAAUGUCAUUUUGUUUAUAUUGUAGUUUCUGCUCUAGCUGCGAGUUGAAAGUGGGCAUGUGCAAAAAAAAAAGAGAAAGUAUUUAAGGGUUUAUCCUGAUUAUUUUUACGGUAAUUCAUAACCUAGAAAGUGUUUCUUUUAGCUUUCCAUCAUCGUGUUUUUGUGCUGCAUUUUGCACAUCGGAUCACAUGUAUUAAACUCCUUAAGGCAUGAGAGAUGGGAGGAUUAAGGAAGGUGGAUUGUAUAUUAUUGUAUGGAAUAAUACUGUGGAGCACAAGUGUAGCAUGAUUGUUGUGAAAGUGAGAGGUCGGAGAGAAUGAGACGCCACAUUUCAGCCAGGCCUUUCCCGGACGCCACCAUUUUGAAUCGGUGCACUGUUGGGCCCGUUUGGUAGCAGUGCCUUUGGAGAAAAGUUUACACAAAGUAUUUUUGUAAAGCAGGUCUCUGACUUGCUGUUAAAGCUCCUGCUAAAAAGAAAACAAAUAAAUAAAGAGUAAUACUUACAUGUGUUGCAUCAUAGGAAAGAAUUUUUUUUUAUGUGUGCCGCAGUUGUGGCUGUGCUGUUGAUUAAUUGUUGUUACAUUGGUUCAAUUGGUUAAACAUUGGUUACUUUUUUUGUAUACAGUAAAUAUCCACAAAUUUGAAAAAGACACGUGCAGUUGCCUAUGCUGUUGAUUUCUGUCUUUGGUGCCACAUUGUACAAAAAAAAAGUGUUAUUGUUUUGUGAUUGUUUUGAUGCCAAUUUUAAGUUAUGUUUUCAGUCAUAGGAAUUUCUUAGCUGCAUGAAAUAUUUUUCAGGACAUCAUACUGAAAGCAAAAGGGAAAUCUUUGUCACGUUAAAUCAGGUUUUAGUCUAAAAAUGUGUUCUUGAUUUUUGCCUUGUUUCCCCCUUUGGGCAAUGUACAUAGCUCUUAUUUUAUUUAUUACAGUAUUAUUUAAUGCUUUGAAUUUCAAAAGAGAAAAAAAAAGGUCAAUAAAGUUUAUUGCAUGGUGCAAACACUGUAAA
Messenger RNA from Danio aesculapii, 6499 nucleotides. It is a transcript of the gene chst12a, whose product is annotated as carbohydrate (chondroitin 4) sulfotransferase 12a. Gene Ontology annotation, molecular function: sulfotransferase activity. Gene Ontology annotation, cellular component: membrane. The transcript is spliced from 2 exons. Gene Ontology annotation, biological process: proteoglycan biosynthetic process; carbohydrate biosynthetic process. The record is from RefSeq and is a predicted model, not a curated record. Bases 139 to 1449 code for a protein of 436 amino acids. Lineage: Eukaryota; Metazoa; Chordata; Actinopteri; Cypriniformes; Danionidae.